Quercus robur (English oak) is the source of this 813-nucleotide messenger RNA. RefSeq lists its product as uncharacterized. The record is from RefSeq and is a predicted model, not a curated record. The coding region runs from base 1 to 813 and encodes 270 amino acids. Lineage: Eukaryota; Viridiplantae; Streptophyta; Magnoliopsida; Fagales; Fagaceae. The transcript has a single exon.
AUGGAGGGUGGGGAUGGAACUUCAAUCCGGAUUUGGACUGAUCCCUGGUUGCCCUCUCAGUUUUUGCCAUUUGUUUCCUCACCUGUGGCACAAGCUUUGGAGGAAGCCAAGGUAGUGUCCCUCAUUGAUCCAGACACCAAAGAGUGGCUCUCGGCCACUAUACAGUCCACCUUUUAUCCCCGUGAUGCUGAGUUGAUUUUGUCCAUCCCUUUGAGCUCUAUUCCUAUGGUAGAUAAGCUAGUUUGGCCAUUCUCUCAAACAGGUGUUUACACAAUCAAGUCAAGGUAUCGGUUUCUAUGUCGAUCACAAAGUUUUGAGGACAAUGAUUAUCACCCCAUUGAGACAAACUUAUGGAAGAAGGUAUGGGGUUUACAGGUUCAGCCAAAGGUCAGAAAUUUAUUUUGGCAGGCCAUUAAAAACUCGAUCCCGUCAAAAGUAAACCUCAAGCGACGCAUGGUUAUUCCUGUGGACUUGUGUGACCACUGUAAAAGCUCUCCUAAAGACACGGUGCAUACACUCUGGUCAUGUCCACUCCUCCAACUGGUGUUGUCCCAUGACCCAAGCUGGAACUUCAGAGCAUCCCAGCCAUUCACAACUUUCAAGGACCUGGUUGAGCAUUUAAUUGAAGCAGGGGUGGAUUUGAAUUACUUUGCAAACGUAGUUUGGACGAUCUGGCAUCGCAAGAAUGCUCUUCGGACUAGUGAUAGUCCAUUUCCAAUUCUACGAGUUCUGCAAGAUGCUCGGUCUGCACAAGCAUCUUAUGUUCGUUCAAUUCCUCCAGAACCUCCAGACCAUGGCGGCCUUGCUCCUUAA